This is a messenger RNA of Zerene cesonia (dogface butterfly), 2185 nucleotides long. It is a transcript of the gene eIF3b, whose product is annotated as eukaryotic translation initiation factor 3 subunit B. Gene Ontology annotation, molecular function: translation initiation factor activity; translation initiation factor binding; RNA binding. Gene Ontology annotation, biological process: translational initiation. NCBI's taxonomy places the organism in Eukaryota, Metazoa, Arthropoda, Insecta, Lepidoptera, Pieridae. The record is from RefSeq and is a predicted model, not a curated record. The transcript is spliced from 8 exons. Bases 87 to 2150 code for a protein of 687 amino acids. Gene Ontology annotation, cellular component: eukaryotic translation initiation factor 3 complex.
CAGCAGCCCUUACCUCGUUGACUUACUUUAACACUUGUCAGUUCACUAAUGGCGUGUCUUCCGGCGACUCAUAAUAAAACGUCAAAAUGGCUAAGAAAAAAGGAGACGAAAAAGUAAACCAAACUCCUCACAGUGAUAAUGAAGAGCAAAAUUUUGAUGAAGAGCCCAAUUUUGAUGACCCGGAAGGAUUUGUCGAUGAUGUCUCUGAUGAAGAGUUGUUAGCGGACCUCUUAGAACAGAAGCCUAAGGAAUCUGACGGCUACGAAAAUGUAGUCGUAGUGGACGGGUGCCCGCAGGUCGGCCCGGAACGUUUGGAGAAGCUGCAAAGUGUUAUUAACAAAAUAUUUAGCAAGUUUGGGACAAUUGUGAAUGAGUAUUAUCCGACUACUGAAACCGGAGUUACGACGGGAUACAUUUUUCUCGAAUAUAGUAACCCGCAAAACGCGGCGGAGGCCGUGCAAGCCACAAAUAAUUGUAAAUUAGAUAAGCAGCACACAUUUUUAGUAAACCUUUUUACAGAUUUUAAAAAAUAUGAAGAAAUACCACAAGAAUGGGAGCCUCCUGCACCACAGCCAUUCAAGGUGCAGUCAGAUCUGCAAUGGUACCUCAUGGACCCUGAUGCCUACGAUCAGUUUCUGGUGGGCAUUGGCACUGGGGUGGCCCUGCAGGUGUGGCAGAACGCUCUGCCCGAACCCACCUUGCUACAGGAGAGACCUAACUGGACGGAGACGUACGCGGUGUGGUCGCCGCUGGGCACGUACCUGGCCACGUUCCACUGGCGCGGCGUGGCGCUGUGGGCCGGGCCCAAGUUCACGCAGUUCCAGAAGUUCUACCACCCCGAGGCGCGCUUCAUCUCCUUCUCGCCUUGCGAGAACUACAUCGUCACCUUCUCGCCCACCGGCGACCGCGGCGACGACAAGAAGCUCAUCAUCUGGGACAUCAGGACCGGGCAGGAGAAGCGCAGCUUCCCACCGCCCGACGAGUACGUGACGUGGCCCAUCUUCCGCUGGAGCAAGGACGACCGCUUCUUCGCGCGGCUCGGCGCAGACGUGCUGUCCGUGUACGAGACGCCCGGCUUCGGGCUGCUGGACAAGAAGUCCAUCCGCAUCCCCGGCAUCCGCGACUUCUGCUGGUCGCCGAGCGACAACGUGCUGGCCUACUGGGUGGCCGAGGAGAAGGACGUGCCGGCGCGCGUCACGCUGCUGGAGCUGCCCAACCGCGCCGAGAUCCGCUCCAAGAACCUCUUCGUCGACCGCUACUCGAAGCUCAAGAAGGACAAGAACGAGCUCAAGUACUCGGGCAUGUACUACAACUUCGAGAUCUUCCACAUGCGCGAGAAGGAGAUCCCCGUGGACAGCGUGGAGAUCAAGGAGCCGAUCCAGGCGUUCGCGUGGGAGCCGGUGGGCAGCAAGUUCGCGAUCAUCCACGGCGACCAGGCCAACAUGCAGGUGUCGUUCUACCGCGUCAACACGGGCCAGGCGCCGUCGCUGCUCAAGAAGCUGGCGGGCUCCUUCAACCACGUGUUCUGGUCGCCGCAGGGCCAGUUCGUGGUGCUGGCCAACUUCGGGCUCACGGGCGGCGCGCUCGAGUUCCUCGACACCAACGACUUCACCAUCAUGAACGUGGCCGACCACUACCAGAUGUCUGGCAUCGAGUGGGACCCGACGGGGCGCUACGUGGUGACGGGCGUGUCCUCGCUCAAGUGUAAGAUGGACUGCGGCUACUACAUCUGGUCCUUCCAGGGCAAAAUUCUGCGCAGGGUGAUGAAGGAAGGGUUCGCGCAGUUCCACUGGCGGCCGCGGCCGCCGACGCCGCUGUCGGAGAAGCAGCAGAAGGACAUCAAGAAGAACCUGAAGAAGUACUACCCGCAAUUCGAGUCGAAGGACCGCAUGCGCAGCACGAAGGCGAGCAAAGAGCUGGUGGCGAAGCGCACGGAGCAGAUGAAGAAGUACCGCGAGUACCGGCAGGCGCGCGCCGCCGACUGGGCCGCGCAGAAGAGCCGCCGCCUGGCGCUGCGCGACUACGUGGACACGGACGCGCCGCCCGCCGCCGCCGCCGCCGCCGCCGCCGACGCGUCCGACGCCGCCGCCAACGACGUCGAGGAGCUCGUCGAGUUCUUCGUCAAGGAGGAGACCACCGUCAUCGACUAGCCUCCCCUCCGCGCAAUAAACGCUCCGAACGGCCC